UAGGGUGUCCGAGAUGGAAAAUGGGACAUGUGAUGAGGUGGAGGUGCUGUGGGAGAAGGUGGAUUGCAAACGUUACGAACUGUGUCGCACCAUCUCCCCGGCGAAGCUCACCCCCUACCUGCGGCAGUGCAAAGUCCUGGACGAGCAGGACGAGGAUGAGAUCCUCAACUCCAUGCUGCUGGUCUCCAAAGCAAACCGCACAAGCCGUCUACUUGACAUCCUCCACACUAAAGGAGAGCGGGGGUAUGUGGCGUUUCUGGAAAGUCUUGAAUUUUACUACCCUGACCUGUACAAGCUGGUCACAGGGAAGGAUCCCACAAGACGCUUCUCCACCAUCGUAG
Messenger RNA from Plectropomus leopardus (leopard coralgrouper), 341 nucleotides. The record is from RefSeq and is a predicted model, not a curated record. Lineage: Eukaryota; Metazoa; Chordata; Actinopteri; Perciformes; Serranidae.